AACCCCAAACCAACCUUCACGCCGCCGAGAGAAACCAACAGAGAUAGAGAAGCGAGAUGGGGAAGGGUUCUAAGAGUUCAAGGAAAGGUAAAAAAGCAUGGAGAGCUAACAUAAGCACCGAGGACAUAGAAGACUUCUUUGAGAAAACAACCAAAGACGCUCUCUCCGGUGGCAAUCUCUCCACCGCUCCAAGCGAAGAUCUCUUCCGCGUCGAGAAGUCUCACGAUAUUCCGGUGAGACGUAAGAUAGAGAAGAACAGAGAGAAAGUGCUUAGGUGUGACAGUGUUUUAAAGAAGAACCCAUUUGUCGAGGUUGUGUCUUCUUCCAAGCCCAAGUCAAAGAUUAGUAAGAAGAAGAAGGCAAACGUUGUAGAAAGUAAAACAUUUAAAAAAUCCCAAAAGAGUGUUGAUGAUGAUUCUGUAAUGAUGGACUUGUGGGGUGAUGAUAAUAAAGGAGAAGAUGAGAGCAACCCUAGGAAGAUUUGGAAAAUGACAUCUACUAUUCCAGCAGUUGAAGUUGAUCCUGCAGGAUGUUCAUACAACCCUACAGCUGAAAGUCACGAGGAUAUGUUGGCUGAAGCAGUUGCGCAAGAAAUGCAGAAAGUUUACAAAAAUGAGUUAGGACCUGAGCCUGUGCCUUUGACAAUUGAUGGAGACGCAAACAUUGAAGACGAGGCGGGUCUUUUGAGUGUAUGUAAUAGAAUAAUUAAUGGGAAGAGUGCCUAUUUUCUUGGUGUGGACAAUGGUAGCGAAGCUGAAGAUGAAACAGAAAAUGAAGUGUCUGAGGCUGGGAAUAAAACCGCAAGAACGACAAAGAGAGUAACCCGUGUGGUGUUGAACAAGCGAGCUAGACAAAAGGCACUACGAAAGGAGGAGACAAAGGAAAAGCAUAAAGAGAAGUUAUCAAAAGAGAUUGACAGCUUGCCCAAAAUCAUAAAAGAAAUAGCUGAAGAAGAUAAAGAAAAACUGAAUAAAAAGAUAAGACAAACCAUUGCCAAGGAGGAAGUGUUGAAGAUACGUCCUCCUCGUUUGGGAAAGCACAAGUAUGAGGCUCCUCCUGUUCAAGUCCUCUUAACAGAAGAGAUGACCGGUUCACUUCGUAAGCUGAAGGCAUGUUGCACACUUGCAAGAGAUAGAUUCAAGAGCUUGGAGAAGAGAGGGAUACUUGUUCCAUCAAAGAACAUUAGAAGGAACUAGUAACUCUUCUCACUGUCUACGGCUAAAAAAGUUUUUUUGGGAAACAACAGCUGAUACUGUCUUAUCCGACGACUCAUAUAUGUUGUGUUUUUUUUCUUAACAUUAAGUUUGGUUUUAAUCUUUGUUAUCUAUCUUUGGAUGAUUUAUAAACAUGUUCUUUGGUGGUUUCAGUAUAACAAAUCAGUAAUGAAAUAAUUUUCGCG
Messenger RNA from Eruca vesicaria subsp. sativa (arugula), 1399 nucleotides. The record is from the annotation of a GenBank genome assembly. NCBI's taxonomy places the organism in Eukaryota, Viridiplantae, Streptophyta, Magnoliopsida, Brassicales, Brassicaceae.